Lutra lutra (Eurasian river otter) is the source of this 4828-nucleotide messenger RNA. It is a transcript of the gene SOX12, whose product is annotated as SRY-box transcription factor 12. Lineage: Eukaryota; Metazoa; Chordata; Mammalia; Carnivora; Mustelidae. The transcript has a single exon. The record is from RefSeq and is a predicted model, not a curated record. Gene Ontology annotation, biological process: positive regulation of transcription by RNA polymerase II; negative regulation of transcription by RNA polymerase II; cell differentiation. Gene Ontology annotation, molecular function: RNA polymerase II cis-regulatory region sequence-specific DNA binding; DNA-binding transcription factor activity, RNA polymerase II-specific. The coding region runs from base 398 to 1351 and encodes 317 amino acids.
CGCCGGCGGGGCCGCGCGGGGAGAAAGACACUGGAAGGCGGCGGGGCGGGGAGCGGCGCGCGCGGGCCGCGGCGGAGCAGGAGGCUGCGAGGAGAGCCCGCGGGGGCCAGAGGGUGCGAUUCCUCCGCCCCCGCAAAACAAUGUGCAGCGUGCGGCAGGGCGCAACUUGCCGGAGGCGGCGGGGGCGCGCCGAGCCCGCCUGAGACCGCGCCGCUGACCUUCUCCCCCGCCGUCCGUUGGGCCCGAGCGCCCAGCUCCUCGCUCCCCAGCUCGCGGGGGCCGGGCCGAGCUGCGGGGCGGGGCCGCCCCUCCGUCGCUGCUGCCUCCUCCCCCACCCCCAGCCGCGGAGGAUGCGGACGGCCCCCGGCGGCGUCUAGCGGCCCCGGGCCCAGGCGCGAUGGUGCAGCAACGGGGCGCGAGGGCCAAGCGGGACGGCGGGCCGCCGCCCCCGGGGCCCGGGCCGGCCGAGGAGGGGGCGCGCGAACCUGGCUGGUGCAAGACGCCGAGCGGCCACAUUAAGAGACCGAUGAACGCGUUCAUGGUGUGGUCGCAGCACGAGCGGCGGAAGAUCAUGGACCAGUGGCCCGACAUGCACAACGCCGAGAUCUCCAAGCGCCUGGGCCGCCGCUGGCAGCUGCUGCAGGACUCGGAGAAGAUUCCGUUUGUGCGGGAGGCGGAGCGGCUGCGCCUCAAGCACAUGGCGGAUUACCCGGACUACAAGUACCGGCCGCGCAAAAAGAGCAAGGGGGCGCCCGCCAAGGCGCGGCCCCGCCCCCCCGGCGGUGGUGGUGGCGGUGGCGGCAGCCGGCUCAAGCCCGGGCCGCAGCUGCCUGGCCGCGGGGGCCGCCGAGCAGCGGGCGGGCCUUUGGGGGGCAGCGCGGCGGCGCCCGAGGACGACGACGAGGACGACGACGAGGAGCUGCUGGAAGUGCGCCUGGUCGAGACCCCCGGGAGGGAGCUGUGGAGGAUGGUCCCGGCGGGGCGGGCUGCCCGGGGACCAGCGGAGCGCGCCCAGGGGCCGUCGGGCGAGGGGGCGGCUGUCACCACCGCCUCCCCCACUCCGUCGGAGGACGAGGAGCCGGAGGAAGAGGAGGAGGAGGCGGCGGCGGCGGCGGAGGAAGGCGAAGAGGAGACAGUGGCGUCGGGGGAGGAGCCGCUGGGCUUUCUGUCCAGACUGCCCCCCGGCCCCGCCGGCCUGGACUGCAGCGCCCUGGACCGCGACCCGGACCUGCCGCCCCCCUCGGGCACGUCGCAUUUCGAGUUCCCGGACUACUGCACCCCCGAGGUUACCGAGAUGAUCGCGGGGGAUUGGCGCCCGUCUAGCAUCGCCGACCUGGUUUUCACCUACUGAGCCCACCGUCAGCGGGGCGCGCACGCCCCCAAACCAGCUGUUUACAUACAGGAAUCAGGUAUUGGGGCCCCUCGGAGGCCGAGGCUGGCACCCCAUCUCCCGCGCAGCCUCCCCCCUCCUAGACGUGCCCAUCCCCCUCAAAUCCAGACAUGCCCCUCCCCCGCAGACACACCCCAAGGCAGCCCAACCCCCACUCUUUCCCUGACAUCCAAGUCCCGCCCCAUCUUGCCCCCUCCCGCACAGCCACCAGCAGCCAGCCCCCCUCCUCUACACCGCCCGUCCACUCCUACAGACCUGCACCCCUCCCCCACCUUGCACACGCCCCUCCUCGUGGCCGGAGGACACGCCCCUGCCCUUGCUCCUGAAUCCCUCCGCCUUUGCCUAGCCCGCCUCCUCUCUUGUUUAGGGGGGCGCUGCGGCUGGGCGGCACCGCACGCUCCUCCCAUGCCCCCCUCCUCUCCCUCGCCGAGCGCCAGGGCCCGCCCCCUUCUCGCGCAUGCUUAAUGCUUCUUGGGAGGAGGGGGUCAGUCCCAGUCGAACCGCAUGCCUCUGUGGCCCGCUUCGGGAAGAAUUGGGGCGGGUAUUGAACGAUCCUGAGAAAUCUUUUGAUCCGGGAGCCGCGGCUUCCUUUCAACCCGACGGGGCGUCACUGCCUUAAUGGGAGGAGCGCUAAGGAAGGGGGAGAAAGAGACUAGCUGGCCCGGAAGGAUUUGGUUUGGAGCUUGGAACUCUCCCUGGUGGCAUAGCCCCUUUUCCUUGCGGGGUUGCCCAAACUGAGGUGCACCUCCUCCUCCUCCCUCCCCCCCACCCCCUGCCCAUACACACCGCUAGGCUGCCUCUACAGUCUACCUUGGUUCCAGAAACCUCCCUUUUUUUUUACCCCACCUGGGAAUUGGGAAUAGGGUCUUCAUCCGGAACUGGACCACGAGAGGACUGCCCAAGAAAACUCCGAACCAAGGCAUUUCAGUCUAUCUGGGGACAGGGUUCUUGCUGCUCCCCACUCCACCCCCUCCAAGUGCCCCAUCAAGUCAAAGGCACACUCGCAGUCUGGGCUCCUCCCUACGCCGACCACUCCUUUCUAUCACUCGAGUCCUGUGCCCACAGUGACAGUAUUCAGUGGGAGAAACUGAGGCACGUUGGUACAGGGUGGGGGGUGUUGAGACUGAGGCAUGAUAGCAGCCGGCGUGGCAAGAAGACCCCCACUUUUAAACAGCUGGCUUGAGAGAGACUAACGACUGGGCCAGUGAGACUGAAAGGAGGGUCAGAGUAGUAGAGGUCCGCCGUUUGCGCGUGUUUUUCCAUGUGAAAACUCGGGAUAGCGCUGCUGCCUGAGGAGGUUGUGUUCCGUUCCGUUCCGGGGUGCCCUCAAUGAUCCUACCCCUCUUAGUCCUCAAAUCCUGCCCCUCCGGCCUCCCCACGCCCCCUUCAGCCCUCACUACCUGUAUCUCACCGGCGUGUGUUCACCCUCUUGGGUGUGCACACACUCUCAUUCACACACACACAAAUCUCAGGAACAAACGGUCCCAGAGUCCUCUCGGACCCCUGCCCAGGGUCUCCGCAGGUCUCUGCCCCACGCGUUCCCGUCGCUGACAAAGCCACCAGCUGCCUCCUUUAAGCUUGGUGCUCCGGCUCUGGGCCUUUCUCGCGCUCUCUCUCUCUCUCUGUCUCUCUCUUUCUCUCUCUUUCUCUCUCUCUCUUUUUUUUUUUUUUAAAGAAAAACAACAACAAAAAGACAAUGAAAAAAUCCAGAAAACGUCAUGUGAGUGAAGAGAUGUCACUGUCUGUGGUCUUGGAGAACUAGUCUAGUAGCCGAGGGGAGGGGUCCCUCUGAUCUGGGGCACUGGCACCCACAGCAGGACUCCGCCAGUCUGAUGCCAGGACUGAAUAAAGUGUAUUUGCCCCGACCUUGCCCUGUGGUUCUACAUGUCUGUGCCUCUCCUCAACCCUCCCCCAGACAGUUUGCCAGAGGGAAGUCCAUGUGACUUAGCACCGUGCAGGAAGAGCGGGGGUCCUUUGUCUCCCCCUAUUUCAGGACUCUCUGGUCUUCAUUAAGGAUGACAAACUCAUCCCUGCAGGGCCAGGCAUGUGACACAAGUGACAGAGUCUGGGUAGACAUGGGCUUCCUGACCAACCUCAGCGGGGGGCAGCCACUCACCUCAAGCCAGUCGUGACCUUGUGGGAAUGCAGCCCACGGUGGCCAGAUUGUUCAAGAGAAGGUAGAAAUCUGGAUGUUUCUAUGAACUUCUCAAUUGCAAAUGAAAGCUGACUCAUAAUAUUUUUAAAAACAGGUGUGCAGGCAUUACCUGGUCCAAGGGGGGCCAGUUUGACCCUGCCCUUAAUGAGAAGUAAGAAGGGUCGGCCACAUUGUCUGGGCUCAAAAGCCCGAGUACCACCACCCCUGAACACCUGUGUGACCUUGAGCAAAUUUACUUCACCCUGACUCUUUUCAUAGGAUUAACGUGUAAGAACGUUUAACAGUAGCUGCUUCAGGCUAAAAUGAAGUUUGAGGUCAGAAAUAUUUAAUAAGAUGCUCCCUAAAGUGUAUUACUCCAUUGUCCAGAGGAGGAAACAGGCUCAGGGUGGCGAAGCAACCUCUAGGAGGGCCUACCAGCAGCCAAGGUCAGAGUUGGGCCCCACAUUUUGGUUCUCUCCUUGUGGGUGCUGCCUCUCCUUCCCUGUCCACAGAUGGUGUUAGGCUGUCCUCUGGGGGGGCCCCCAGCGGUGGUGGGGUUGGUCCCAGUAUCUGGCACAUAAUUGGCCCGUGGUGUAAUUUUAUUAAAUAACUGAAGAAGAGCAAUGGGAGCCACAGUGAUUCUUGUCCCUGAGAUUCUUACCAGAAUGUUCUGGAAACAGAGGAAGGCCAGUUCCGGUGAAUUCCUAAAGUUGAACAGAGCCUGUUUCCCCAAGUAAGAACCAAGGUCAAGUGUACAGACCUCAUCCAGAGAGGGUAUUUGGGGACUGGGAUACCCAUAGACAAUUGAAAAGAAGACUAUAGCAGGUUUGGGAGCGCCGGGUUCCUAUAGAAAGGGGGUCUGGUUGAGGGAGGUGAAGCUUCUGAUUUAAAGCAAGAAGGCAAAAAAAAAAAAAAAAAAAAAAAAUCCUCUAGGAUAGAAUUGAGAAGGUGAGAAAGACAGAACUAGGUGCCACCAGAACCCCCUAGAAGGAGGGACUUGCCCAGCGAUGAGAAGUAUGUCAGUGGAUAGCCUCCUGCUGCUGAGAGCCCUUUGACCCAGGGCAGCCUGCAUCCGGUGUCCCAGGGAGAUCAGGUAUCUAGACAAAUGCCUGGCCAUUUUGGUUCAGCGCUGGGGACUGGACAGACACCGACAGGCAGCGCCAGUGCACAACCUCCCCCUGUGGUCACUCACCCAGGGCAGCCGAGGCUCUGCCAGGCCUGCAGUACAGUUUGACCCCCUGUACCCAAUCCUGCUUCCUCUUCUUUUCACAGGUGUUUAUACCUAAUAAAUAUCUUGCACCCCA